Messenger RNA from Gymnogyps californianus (California condor), 2238 nucleotides. RefSeq names its product acylamino-acid-releasing enzyme-like. Gene Ontology annotation, molecular function: serine-type endopeptidase activity. The transcript has 22 exons. Bases 1 to 2202 code for a protein of 733 amino acids. The record is from RefSeq and is a predicted model, not a curated record. Gene Ontology annotation, biological process: proteolysis. Lineage: Eukaryota; Metazoa; Chordata; Aves; Accipitriformes; Cathartidae.
AUGGAGCCGCCGGUGCUGUCGAGCACGGAGGAGAUGGUGGAACUUUACCGGGAGCUGAGCCGGCACCCAGGGCUCAGCACCGCCUGCCUCGGCCCCGACGUCACCACCCAGUACGGGGGCAAGUACUGCAGCCUCUACACCGAGUGGUCACAGCGGGACCUGGCGCGGGCCGAGAACGUCAAGUUCUGCCGCCAGUACCUGAUCUUCCAUGAUGGGGCCUCUGUCGUCUACUCGGGGCCUGCCGGCACCUGCUCCGAGAUCAAGGACGAGCUGCUGAGCCGGGAGUCCCCCAGCGGGGCACUGAAGGCCGUCCUGCGCAAGGUCCCUAGCAAGGAGAAGGAGAAGGAGAAGCAGUUUCUGGAGGUCUGGGAUCAGAACCGCAAGGUGAAGAGCAUCGACCUGACAGCACUGGACAAGCACGGCAGUGUCUACGAUGACGACCAGUUUGGCUGCCUGGCCUGGUCACACUCGGAGACCCACCUGCUCUACGUGGCGGAGAAGAAGCGUCCCAAGGCUGAGUCCUUCUUCCAGAGCAAAGCUCCUGAGCUGGGCGCCUCCGAUGAGGACGCGGGGCGCCCCGAGAAGGAGGACGCGCCCCUCAAGGGCGAGCAGUUCGUGUACCAUGAGGACUGGGGGGAGACACUGAGCACCCGCAGCGUGCCCGUCCUCUGCGCCCUGGACAUCGAGGGCAGCAGCGUCUCGGUGUUGGAGGGCAUCCCGGAGCACCUCUCUCCCGGCCAGGCUUUCUGGUCCCCUGGCGACACCGGCGUGGUGUUUGUGGGCUGGUGGCAUGAGCCCUUCCGCCUGGGGCUGCGGCACUGCACCAACCGCCGGUCAGCGCUCUUCUACGUGGACCUGACGGGCGGGAGAUGCGAGCUGCUCUCCGAGGACACCAGGGCCGUGUGGUCCCCGCGUCUCAGCCCCGACUGCUGCCGCAUCGUCUACCUGGAGAACGACGCCCUGGGCCCCCACCAGCAGUGCAGCCGCCUCCGCAUGUAUGACUGGUACACCAAGCACACCAGCACGGUGCUGGAGGCCGUGCCGCGGCAGGCGUGGGGCACCUUCCCGGGCAUCUACUGCAACGCUCUGCCGGGGCUGUGCUGGGCGGCUGACAGCCGCAGGCUCGUGCUGGAUACGGCCCAGCGCAGCCAGCAGGACGUGUUUGUGGUGGACACGGUGACGGGUGCCACAACCUCGCUGACAGCCGGUGAAUGCCCCCAGGGAAGCUGGUCUGUCCUCACCAUCGACCGGGACCUCUUGGUGGCCAGGUUCUCCACCCCUAGCUGCCCCCCCACACUGAAAGUGGCCGUCCUGCCCGAUGCCGGCCGGGAGGCGCAGGCGCAGUGGGUCUGCCUGCAGGACGCGCCCCCUGUGCCUGGCAUCAGCUGGGGCAUCCGCACCCUGCGGCCCCCGCCAGAGCAGGAGCACCCCCAGUACGCGGGCCUGGACUUCGAUGCCAUCCUGCUGCGCCCGAGCGAGGGUCCCGCCGCCCAGAAGCCGCCCUUGGUCGUGAUGCCCCAUGGGGGUCCCCACUCUGUCUUCACGGCCGGGUGGAUGCUGUACCCGGCAGCGCUCUGCCGUGUGGGCUUCGCCGUGCUGCUGGUGAAUUACCGCGGCUCGCUGGGCUUCGGCCAGGACAGUGUGGCCUCCCUGCCGGGCAACGUGGGCACGCAGGACGUGCAUGACGUGCAGCUCUGCGUGGAGCACAUGCUGCAGGAGGAGUCACUGGACGCCGGCCGGGUGGCGCUGGUGGGUGGCUCACACGGGGGCUUCCUGGCGUGCCACCUCCUCGGCCAGUUCCCCGACACCUACCGUGCCUGCGUGGUCCGCAACCCCGUGGUGAACAUCGCCUCCAUGGUGGCCACCACCGACAUCCCUGACUGGUGCCUGACGGAGACGGGGCUGCCCUACACACCCGACGCCCUGCCAGACCCGGCCCAGUGGACGGAGAUGCUGUGCAAGUCGCCUAUGCGCUACGUCGACCGGGUACGUCCGCGCCCCGUGCUGCUGAUGCUGGGGGAGGACGACCGGCGCGUGCCCCCCAAGCAGGGGCUGGAGUAUUACCGUGCCCUCAAGGCCCGGGGGGUCCCCACACGGCUGCUCUGGUACCCAGGGAACAACCAUGCACUGGCUGGCGUCGAGGCCGAAGCCGACGGCUUCAUGAACAUGGCGCUGUGGCUGCUCAAGCACCUGUGGUGCUAACAGCCGCCUGCCGCUGCCGCCCCCCAAUAAAUGAUG